Molecule: messenger RNA, 696 nt
Organism: Penicillium griseofulvum
Lineage: Eukaryota; Fungi; Ascomycota; Eurotiomycetes; Eurotiales; Aspergillaceae
Exons: 1
Coding region: 1-696 (231 amino acids)
Source: RefSeq, a predicted model, not a curated record
AUGCUAGCUGUAUCUCCACCAACCAUGAACACACCUGGCCAGUAUGAGGACCCACCAAUGUAUUCCCCAUCGGAGGAAUUCAAUUACUUCCUCGAUGAAAAAGCCAACCCUCCUUUGAUCCUCCGACCCGAGCGAAACGAGCCCGGGCUUGCCAUUGCAUCUGCUCUUAGCCGGGGGUUACAAGUACCAUCCAGAUCCGGAGCCUGCACAUCAGGAUUCGAGUAUCCAGAUGAACUAUCUCAUUACGACAUAUCCAAAGAAGACUGGACACAGUUCACACAAGUUGUCUGUGAUGAAGCUAAGCUUUCACGUCAGCAAUGGACCACCGUGGUUGGCAAAGGCCUAGGUGUAAUGGCAGUGGGCGGACUGAUGGUUGGCCUUCUGGGCGCUAUCCCAGCGAUAUUCGUUGCCCGUCUCACUAGAAAUCGAAAAGAACAACGAAACCUGCUUUCGGCGCUGGCUGGAGGAAGUGAACACCUUGCUCGACAUAUCUCGCAAUGGAACGAGAAUUUCUUUCGGCCUAGGGGUGUCUUGAUCCGGGUCGAUUUGCCGGAUGAAUACUUGAAUGACAUGAAAGUGAUGGACAUUCGCACAAGUGGAUCUGCGAGGUCUGUUAAGGAAACUCGGGAUAAGGCUGCACUCAAGGCGAGGAUUGUGAUCAUCCCUCUGGAUGGGCCGAUGUCAACGGACAGUUGA